Lycium barbarum (goji berry) is the source of this 1653-nucleotide messenger RNA. RefSeq lists its product as uncharacterized. The transcript is spliced from 9 exons. Gene Ontology annotation, molecular function: cysteine-type peptidase activity. The record is from RefSeq and is a predicted model, not a curated record. Lineage: Eukaryota; Viridiplantae; Streptophyta; Magnoliopsida; Solanales; Solanaceae. Bases 1 to 1653 code for a protein of 550 amino acids. Gene Ontology annotation, biological process: proteolysis.
AUGGACCAUGGUGACGAUAUUCACAUGGAGACUGAUACGGGUGAUGUGCAUCCAACAGAGGAGAAGGGUCUUGCACCGGAUAUUCAAGUCGGUAUUGGCAAUGAUAGCGGCGAUACGCUGAAAGCUUCAACCGAAGAGAUUGCGGAAGGAGGUUAUCAUUCAGGAGAAUCGAAGACUUCGGAUGAACGUCCGGUGGAUCCAACAGAGGAAAAGGGUAUUGCACCGGAUAUUCAAGUUGAUAUUGGCAAUGAGAGCGGCGAUACGAUGGAAGCUUCAACCGAAGAGAUUGCAGAAGGAGGUGAUAUUUCAGGAGAACCGAAGACUUCGGUUGAACGUUCGGGGAAACAUACUAUGGAAGAGCAAAAAUGUUAUGAUGAUUCAAAUAAUUCUGAGGUGCUAGAAAAUAUAGCAGAAUCAGAAAUGACUAACGAACAAGUUCACGUAGAAAAAACCGAGGAAAACACCAGCUCAACUGUUUUAGAGGAACCCCAGGCAACAGUUUGUAACGCGCAACCGUUGUCUCAGUGGUUGUUGCCUGAUGAGUAUUUACCAAGCCAAACCCCAGGGAAAGAAAUCAUGUUACAUCCAUCAGUCACACGAGCUACACGCCCCAGUAGUAGUUCGGGAAAGAAUCAUGUACAUGGGUUUGAUAAAAAAUAUCCAUUCCAGAUAGAUCCCAUUACUGGUCCACUUGAUGUACAGAUGGUGGAUGAAUACCGUACUUGGCUCCGAAACGGUCUGCUUGUGAGGCACGAUAGCAAAAAGAACAACGAAGACCAUUACAAAACAAAAAUGGCAGUUUUUGACAAUGGAGUCAAAUUCAAUUUUGGCAUCACAACUGUCAAUGAUAAGAACUCGUUUUACCUGUUAUCGAUGGAUGGUCAGCUUUGGAAUGACGAGCACAUUGACGUCAUUUUCUAUUACUUUCGGAAGAAAGGAAACUACGAUAAAAGGAACAAUUUCAGCUUCACCACUGUUGACUGCCUAAUCAAGCAGAGAAUUGAUGUGGUCCACCACGCAUAUUGCAAUGUUGAAACACAGACAAAUGUGGCAAAUGAAGAGCAAGUAUUGAUUGAGUAUGUUAAGGGCCACAUGCUUAUUGCCAAUGUCACGUGGCAUACCGUUGACAACGUGCUAAUACCGGUGAAUAUACAAGAAGAAAAUCAUUGGUUAUUGGUACUCCUUUCAUUCAAGGACAGGCGUCUGUAUGUUUACAACUCGUAUCAAUCAGCCAGGCACAACGCAGUUGUUAGGAAUGAAAUUAAAAAGAUUGCUACACUACUGCCACAUUUCCUACAUCUGGCUGGAUUCUAUGUAAAUAAAAAAAGCAUAGAUUUGGUGAAAGACCCAGCAUAUGCGGAUAAGGGACAGAUCGAUAUCCUUGAAGUUGUCUAUGUUGAUAAUCUUCCGCAUCAAACUGCUGGUAGUACGGACUGUGGUGUUUUUGUGGUAGCGUAUGCUGAGUAUUUGACAUCGGGUGAAAGGAUUCCAGAUGUCAUUGAUGCACACAUGCAGCGUAUGAGAUAUGGUGCACUCUUAUGGGACUACGCUGAAGGCAAGGUUGCUGACAAUGCAGAGAGUGAUAAUGAAGUUCCACCAAGACCGAUUAGGCCAGCAAUCGAUUACGACACUGUAGAUGCAAUUGAUGUUUGA